This is a messenger RNA of Paramecium tetraurelia, 222 nucleotides long. RefSeq lists its product as uncharacterized. The record is from RefSeq and is a predicted model, not a curated record. NCBI's taxonomy places the organism in Eukaryota, Ciliophora, Oligohymenophorea, Peniculida, Parameciidae. The transcript has 2 exons.
AUGCUGGAAGGCAAAUUAAUUUUCUUAAUGAAUUUGAAGAGUCAAUACCAUUUAGAAAUUUUUUUUAGAGGCUAAGUUAAAAUUGAUGAAUUAGUUACAUUAACAUCUACAUUUUUGAGAUAUUUAAUUUAAAAGAUUAAACCUAAAAUAGUAUUUGCUACUCACUAUCACAUUCUAUUAGAUGAGUUUGCUUUAUGCGAGAAAUUGAAUAAAGUGGGAUGA